This is a messenger RNA of Pisolithus orientalis, 851 nucleotides long. RefSeq lists its product as uncharacterized. The transcript has 3 exons. The coding region runs from base 235 to 720 and encodes 161 amino acids. Lineage: Eukaryota; Fungi; Basidiomycota; Agaricomycetes; Boletales; Pisolithaceae. The record is from RefSeq and is a predicted model, not a curated record.
GGUACAUGCCUGUCUUAUCGGUUCAUGUUAUUAUUCGGCUCUUCCUCUAUUUCUUCCCAUCCGCCCAUGUUACUCCAACAGAAACUUCAGCGCGACGAAGCCAACAAGCGGUGCUCAGCGUUCAUGAUCAACAGAUAUCUCCUGAUCUUCUUUCAUCGUGCGGAGCUGUUUAUCGAGAUAUUAACUGCCCUUUACAUAUGUAGUUCCAAACCGCUUUGAAACGUCCGUCAGAUCAUGCAUAGUAUCGCCGGUUUAUUAUUGGGUGCCCUCUCUAUUCAAUUAGCUUUUUUUUUUUCAAUUUAUCAGUUGGCAACGCCAUCUUUUCUCGAAGGAGGACAAUGCACAUUGCACACUGCCUGCAUCCCCAUCCUAGGAAUAAUGGAAGCGGGCGAACUUGCGCUAACCUUACCAUCGAACCGCCCAUGCUGGCCACAAUUUCGCCAGGACGGCGGGAUUAAUCAAGUCAGAGUAUAUCGAUGGUUCCGUACGUGGUCCUCACGAAGUUUCAAGACCUAUCUCGAAGCUGUCCGUGCCCCGCCCUCGCCACUCUCGGAGCUUGCAUUAACUCGGUCCUUGUUAUGGGCGCCACCACGUUCCAGUUUCACUACGUCAGUACUUGAAUUCCCCACGUGCAGAAGGGCGGCCGUGCCGUUGAGUGAGUUCGUCCAUGUCGACUGCGGAACCGGCCAACAUAUACGUGUUCGGUCUGCCUGCACAUAAGUUGCGGGCCCGCACUGCCUACUGCGCAGCCACGCAAACACUAUUGCAAGUGGACGUCUGCUUUGCAGCGCCACACUAAGGUACAUAGCCCGCUCCCUUACUGUAACGGUGUAGCUCAAUUCAUGUUUGAU